AUGGAGCCUUUUAUUUUCAUGCAACCCCCAGAUGUAAUCAAUCAUUGCAUGCACACCCUCAAUCUUUUCCAGAUCGCUCCUUUCCUUCUCCAAAGCAAGGUCCCUCCAAACCUCCUUUGCCAGUUUACAUUUGAUGAAAAGGUGACCCCCAUCCUCCUCCCCUCUGCUGCAGAAGGAGGAGCUGGCCUCUUAUUCUCCCUCCGGUUUGACCCCAUGAGGGCGGGCUUCGAUCGUGCUCUGGCCAGCUUCCCUGUUUCUGCGCUGAUUAGCCGCCUUCUUGGAUGGGGCAAGAACAGUGGCCAAGGGAGGCCGCAGGGGGCCGUGAUGGUCGCCGCCGCCGUUGCUCUUUACGCGGCUGCGCUCUUUGUUUCAGAUCAGCAGCCUCGCCGGCGACGCCUGGCUGCUUCUGCUGCAGCUAGGCCAACUUCUGCAACCAGACCUCGUGCUCUGCCUACGCCGGACGAUGGCCUCAGAAUUCUCUCAUCGAAUGAUGAAUAUCUGGAAAACGUGAUCCACCGCGUGUCGAUCGGUGCCGGGGACGAUGAGCCGGUUCUGGUGGCAAGAGUUCAGACCAUGCCACCCGACGUGGCUGGAGCAACCUCUGCAUGGGAAACGGAGCACGAUAGGCUGGAGAAGGAAGAGGUCGAGCGAUUCAAGCAGCUGUGGCUGUCGCUCGUGGAGCGGGAGCAGAGGCUGGAGCUCCGGCUGAUGGACCUCGACGGCCUUAUAGAGCAAGAGGCCACCGUGAAAGAGCUCGAGAACCGCGUCGGCCUCGCCGCCGUGGAGGCGCGGCUCCUGGAGCUCAAGGUCUUGUCGCUGGGUGAGGAGAACGAGAGGCUCAAGGCCCAGGCGGCGGAGCUGGAGGCCGUCCGGGCCCAGCUGGGGCGCGCCAAGGAGAAGCUGCGGGCGCUCAAGGAGCGGGUGCAGGUGGAGCGGGAGGAGUCUCAGAGCGAGGCGACGGCGCUCCGGGACAAGGUGACGGAGCUGGAAAAUACCGGCGAAAAGAGGGAGAGGGUGCUGGCGGCGGAGGCGGCGGAGCUACGGAGGGCCAAGGCCGCGCUGGAGGAGGAGAACAGGGAGCUUGCUCGGAGGUUGCGGGAUGCGGAGCAGGUCUCCUCCGCUGUUAGUUUGGUUCGUGAGGACGACAUGGUUGAUGAGGCAAGCUACCUGAGGGAGGCGAACGAGAGGCUGACGAGGCAGAUCGAGCAGCUACACAGCGACCACUGCGCGCACGUCGAGGAGCUCGUCUACCUCAAGUGGGUCAACGCCUGCCUCCGCCACGACCUCCGUGGCGGCGACCAUCACCCCUCGUCCGCCCAGCAAGAUCAGGACGGGGCUGGCAGCGCCAUGCCGUCGGCCAUGGACCUGAGCAAGAGCAUGAGCUACCGCUCCAGCGAGAAGGCCAAGGAGCUCAUGCUCCAGUAUGGCAGCCUCGGCCUCGACGGCUACGACCCCGUGCUCUUCUCGCCGCUCAACGAGUCGACAUACGGCGAUGGCGAAAGUCACCAGCAGCGCGUUGGAGAUCAGGACGAGCCAGGGCGGAGCCCGGUCGUGCCGUCGCCGGCCGCGGCCGCGGCCGCGCCCGAGCAUCGGGCCGGGCAUGGCAAGCUCAAGUUUCUGAGGAAUAUCAAGAAGCUGCUGGCGAGCAGCAGGAGGAGCCACGGCCACGACCGCAAGAGCAAGAAGGCCGCGCCGGACCACGAGCAUCUGGAGAAGGCGAUGCGGUGGCUGUCCUCCAGCAGCCACGACGCGCUCGGCGCAGACAGCUCGUACGAGAGCACGCCGGUGUCGUCGUGCGACCGGACGCCGCUGAGCAGCGUGACGACCGUGGACUUGCACGCCCGUGCGCGCGCCGGGGGGGCGCCCUCCGCGCCGAGGCUGGAGACGGAGACUAAGCUGGCGAGGUCCAAGAGCGACAAUGGCGCGUCCUUCGGGCGGGAGGCGACCAGGUACCACGCUCUCCGGCCGGACCGCCCGGCCGGUCCCGGGACAGACGGGUUACACUCGCCGGAGAAGAUUAGAAGGUACUCAGACGAGUUGACAAGCUCCUGA
Triticum turgidum subsp. durum (durum wheat) is the source of this 2052-nucleotide messenger RNA. The record is from the annotation of a GenBank genome assembly. NCBI's taxonomy places the organism in Eukaryota, Viridiplantae, Streptophyta, Magnoliopsida, Poales, Poaceae.